CUUGAUUAUGUCAGUUUUUGAUUUUCUAUUUGAAUAUUGUACAUGAAUCAAAAGUUUCAUAUCCGUGUUUAUUUAUUAUAGCUUUGCAGACAAAAGCCAAAGAGAUACAUAGGGUGAAUUUUCCUAGCGAUGACUAUUUGAUAGUGAUUUGAUUAAACGUAUCUUUGUUGACAUGCCGGUAAGUCUUGUUUUCUUUUUUAAAGGAAUAUGAACAACACAUUAAAUGCUGUUUAUUCAUUUUUAUAUACAAAACAAACAGAAUAUUCAAGGAAGUUAGCAAAUCAAAAUACAUAUGGAAUUGAAAUAAUGAAGGCAAUUAUUGGUCAAGCUGCAAGUAAUUGUAACAAUGCUGCAAUAUAUUUAGGAGGAGAUAUAAAUACACCAACAUAAAUGACUUUUCGUUUUAUUGUUACAAAUAUUGAGCAGUGGCAAUGAGGACCCUAUCCUUAAACAAACAGUUCAGUAAAGUAUUUCUUUAUAUUUCUUACCUGGCCUAUAUAAUUAAAAGUACCUUGUGUUGAAAUUAUACAAUUAUAUAAAAAAAAACAACCAAAAACAAAACAUGCAAUGUCAACUUGAAUAUUUGUCCUUACAUAGUUAAGAACGUUGAAUAAAGUGUUUAAAGUAGUACAUGAUUUUCAGUUUGUACCGUAUACUUUUAUUUGGGACGGUUUGUCAGAACCUGAUGCGAAUACCUGGUUAUGUGGCAAUGUGUUUCUGGUUAAACAAAAAGCAAUGUAUUAAAGAAGAUUUUAUUAUUCCGUUCACCUCAUUAGAGAUCAAAUAUCUUUAAAGACAUGUAUGAAUGUAAUGGAAAUUGUAGGAAAGCCAUUAUCAAAACUGAGCAAACACGAAUAAAAUUGGUUUUAAAGAUUAUACUAUAAUUAUACUAUAUAACAAAAAUUAAACUGUAAACUACAACACCGCAAACAUUGUCGAACCGAACGAAUCAACAUUUAUAAUGUUAUAAGAAAAACUACAUGUAUUAUCAGAACACAUAUAAUCAAUAUUUGGUGAUUUGAUACAUACUUACAUUUCUAAAGACAGGACAAUACUAUAGAUAAAAGAUCUUCAACUAUCUAUUUAACGAUUUUUUUCAUUAUAAACGUAUAAAUGGAAUAUUUGAUAGUAAGAAAAUGAGGUGGCAUUAUCGAAAUUGUGUUUCUUUUUUCAUGUGUAUAAGUUUUGGUAUUUUUCUUUUAACAAGAUUUGUUUUAGAAAAGAAUCUACGGAAUAAACCAGUGGACUUAAAUCUUAGUCAAUCUGAAUUGAUAAAAAAGGACAAGAUUGUGCAACAAUUAGAUCGUCUAUAUUUUGAGAAAGAUGUGUUUAAAUUGUCAAGUAGAGAUCAACACGAAACACAGACUAAAAAGGUUAUCAUGUUUUAUAAUCUGCCAGAGUAUAUGCAUAAUUAUCUAAAGACGGAUCUUUAUUAUAAAAAUUGCGAUUUUAAAAAUUGUAUGUUUACAAAGAAUGUCAAAUACGCCCAUUCUGCAGAUGCGCUUAUAUUUCAUAUUGGUAUACGAAAUAAAAGAUUGGGAGAAAAACCACCAUUUACAGAUCAACAAAGAAAUCCUUAUCAAAUUUGGAUUUUCACAUCAAAUGAACCACCAGAACAUUAUUACAAUAGGGACUACAUGUUAUCGUCAUGGAGAAAUACAUUUAAUUGGUCUAUGUUAUAUAGACUAGAUUCUGACAUACCAAAUCCCUACGGUUGUUUAUUGCUCCAAACAUCUGAAAAUCAUCGAAAUUAUGACGUAAUCUACGAAUCCAAAGACAAAAAUGCUCUUUGGAUUGUCAGUCAUUGUCAUGUUUCUAGUGAAAGAAGAUUAUACGUAAACAAAAUGAUAAGACAUGGUUUUGAUAUCGAUAUAUAUGGUGGUUGUAGUUCUGAUGGCCUAAUGAUAAGCCGAAAGGAUCUUGAAUUAAUGAUUCCAAGAUAUAAAUACUUUCUAGCAUUUGAAAACUCUUUUUGUAUUGAUUAUAUUUCAGAAAAAUUCUUUCAAAAUUAUAAUCACAGUUGGAUAAUUAUUGUACGAGGAGGUGCGGACUACAGCAAUUUGAUACCAAAAGAAACGUUCAUUAAUACAGCUGACUUUAAAAACGUGUCAAGUCUUGUACAAUUCCUUUUCAAAGUGUCCAAUGAUAGAAAGAUAUAUGAGAAUUAUCUUAGACAAAAAGAUCGUUUUAUUAGUUUGAGAUGGCCAGUUAACAGGAAUUGUGAAUUAUGCCGUAGAUUAAAUAACAUAAAUAGUUUUAAAAAGAUAUACGAAAAUGUUGGACAAUUUCUCAAUCAAGGACAAUGCAGACGGGCAAAAGAUUUGUAAUGCAUUUCAUUAUGCACCGUACAUAAACUCUCUUAUAUAAUGCAUUGUAUCACAAAAUAUAACCACUUGAAGAUCAAUUGGGACAUAACAAAUAUUUUAAGAGAAGUCUAUUCCCGAUGACAUUCAGGUUUGAAGAAUAAGACUCUAUUCCGAAGUUGGUUGUAAAGAAAAUAAAGACGUUGGUGAAAAGUGUCGAGAUGACUCCUUAAGUAGAUUUCUAUUUAAAACAUAAUUAUUUAAUACUUAUUAUUCAAAUAUAUGUCAUGUUGGAACUGAAUGCAGAAGUCAUCACUUAAAGCAAAGUCAGAUAAAGUGUACACUCGGUUUUAUGGAACACUUUUGCUAGGUCCCGAUUAUGUACCUUAUAUAAAAUUAUUUGUUGUAAUAAUACUUGUUUAUACAAUAAACUUGUUUAUAAGAAACUACAUAUAAAGACUUCAAUCGAUUCAAGCUGAAAAAAGUAAACUGCGAAAAUCAACCUUAUUUCUCACGGGUUUUCACAUAUUGACACGAUUGAUUGAUAGAUGAAAGCACAACAAUACCGUUGAAAUUAUUCAUAGUUGUUGUUAUUUUACAAAGCAUAAUGUUCUGAAAUACAGUUGCGUUUUUAAGAAGCUAU
Ruditapes philippinarum (Manila clam) is the source of this 2946-nucleotide messenger RNA. RefSeq names its product alpha-(1,3)-fucosyltransferase C-like. Gene Ontology annotation, molecular function: alpha-(1->3)-fucosyltransferase activity. The record is from RefSeq and is a predicted model, not a curated record. Gene Ontology annotation, cellular component: membrane. Lineage: Eukaryota; Metazoa; Mollusca; Bivalvia; Venerida; Veneridae. The coding region runs from base 1137 to 2327 and encodes 396 amino acids. The transcript has a single exon.